This is a messenger RNA of Parnassius apollo (apollo), 2184 nucleotides long. The record is from the annotation of a GenBank genome assembly. NCBI's taxonomy places the organism in Eukaryota, Metazoa, Arthropoda, Insecta, Lepidoptera, Papilionidae.
AUGAGUUUCUACACUUCCCACUCACAUGUGCACUCUGGUCCUACAAUACUUCGGUCAGACUCGAGUCAUGGCGUGCUAAAUAUGAAUCAACACCAACAUCACCAAGAAGACUCAAAAGAUAGCCUCAUAGUACAACAACAAGUACAACAUCAACAAGAGCUGCUGGAACAGCACCAACAGCAACAGGAUUUGCAACAAGAUGAUGAGUUGAGCUUCAAAGGGAUGGAUGAUGAAGGUGUUGAAAUGGACAUGGAUGGUCGACAGUGUUCUCAGGGCAUGGGAGUUGACUUAGAUUCAGUCCAAACUAAAAUGGAGGUGACCAAUGGAGGCCAAGUAGUACCGAGAUCAAAACCCCAAGCAUGUAAGGUUUGUGGCAAAGUUUUAUCAUCAGCAUCGUCAUAUUACGUCCACAUGAAGUUACACUCCGGAAAUAAGCCCUUUCAGUGUACGGUUUGUGACGCGGCCUUUUGUCGUAAGCCGUACUUAGAAGUGCACAUGCGAACGCACACCGGCGAGAGACCGUUCCAAUGCGACCUCUGCCUGAAGCGGUUCACCCAGAAGUCCAGUCUCAAUACGCACAAACGAGUCCACACCGAUGAGCACAUGCGCGCGUUGAUGGUGAAGGAGCGGCCCUACAAGUGCGAACUCUGUCAGAUGCGCUUCACGCAGAGCUCCAGCCUCAACCGCCACAAGAAAAUACACACGGAGGAACACAAACGCGCGCUGCUGUCUAAGGAACGCCCCUACCAGUGCGGCAUCUGCUAUGUGCGAUUCACCCAGAAAUCGAGUUUGGGCCGGCACGGAAAAAUACAUACCGAGGAGCACAGACGAGCCCUGUUAGAGAAAGUGCGGCCGUACCAGUGCCACAUCUGUUUUAUCCGCUUCACUCAGAAGUCCAGCCUCGGCCGACAUGGAAAGAUACAUACUGAGGAGCACAUCCAAUCGCUGAUCAACAAAGUGCGCCCCUAUCAGUGCGACAUCUGUGACAAGCGGUUCACGCAGAAGUCCAGCCUUGGCACUCAUAAACGUAUACACACCGGCGAGCGGCCGUUCCAGUGCACCGUCUGCCUCAAGUCCUUCACGCAGAAGUGCGCGCUCAAUUUGCACGAAAAAAUACAUACGGUCCAGGGCAGACCGUUCCAGUGCCUGUCGUGCCCCGCCGCCUUCACCUGCAAGCAAUACCUGGAGAUACACACGCGCACGCACACCGGCGAGCGGCCGUAUCAGUGCGACAUCUGCCUGAAGCGCUUCACGCAGAAGUCCAGUCUCAACAUCCACAAACGGACGCACUCAGUGCAGGGCCGGCCCUUCCAGUGCCUGCAGUGCCCAGCCGCCUUCACCUGCAAGCAAUACCUGGAGAUACACAACCGCACGCACACCGGCGAGCGGCCCUACCAGUGCGACGUGUGCCUCAAGAGAUUCGCUCAAAAGUCUACACUUAAUAUACACAAACGAACGCACACAGUGCAAGGGCGGCCGUAUCAGUGCAUGGAGUGCCCGGCGGCGUUCACUUGCAAGCCGUACCUGGAGAUACACAUGCGCACGCACACCGGCGAGCGGCCCUUCGAGUGCGAUGUCUGUUACAAACGCUUCACGCAGAAAUCGACACUCAACAUUCACAGGCGAAUUCACACCGGUGAACGUCCAUAUGCAUGUGAUAUUUGUCAAAAACGGUUUGCAGUGAAAAGUUAUGUAACAGCACAUAGAUGGUCGCACGUGGCCGACAAGCCGCUGAACUGCGAGCGCUGCUCCAUGACGUUCACGUCCAAAUCGCAGUUCGCGCUGCACAUCCGCACGCACUCCGCCUCCUCCUGCUACGAGUGCAGCGUCUGCGGACGCACCUUCGUGCGCGACAGCUAUCUCAUACGACACCACAAUCGUGUACAUCGAGAAAACCAUAGCAACAUGUCGGCAAAUAGCAUUGGCACGAUCAACAGCAUCGCUACCAAUACCAAUAACUCCAACAAUAGUAAUUUUGACUCACCAGGUGUUUGUGACUUAAGCUUUGUGCCGAUGGUAAAUCGCUACAUGACCUCACAGGGUACACAAGUAUCAAUGCAAGACUCGCAAAGCAAAAUGUCCGCCAUGUCGCCCCAAUCCAUCGCCUCAAUUUCAUCACCUCCCCCUCCACACACGCCGACGCCGCAGCCGCAGAUGUCUGGCCAGAUGCGUCUCACCGACUGA